CUAAGCAUCAUGAUGCCUAGGUAGAAUCCAUCUGAACCCAUUUCCAUUUCCAAUUCCUAAUUCCAAUCAUUUUAGCCCUCUCUUCCUGCUAUGCGUUCAAACUUCUAAGAAAAGAAAAAACAAACUUGCAGACUGCAUAGACCAACAAGAGAGUGAUGGAUAUCCAACAACAGAAUUCAAGUGCCCUCAUGCUACCAUGUUUAGCUCAGGGCCACAUCUCACCCUAUCUUGAGCUUGCCAAGAGGCUUUCAAGCAGAAAUUUCAACAUAUAUUUUUGUUCCACACCCAUCAAUCUAGAACUCAUAAGAAAAAAUGUUAAAGGUGAGUCCUCUUUGAUUCAAUUCAUAGAUCUUCACCUUCCUUCAUUAUUAGAAUUGCCUCCACACCACCACACCACCAGGGAUCUCCCUCCCCACCUCUUCCCCAUUCUUGUAGCGGCCUUUGAUGCAGCAAAGCCUACGUUUUGCAAUGUCCUAAGGACCCUUAAGCCCAAUUUAGUCAUCCAUGAUUUUUUGCAACCAGGGGCAGCAGCAGCAGCUAAUGAGCAGGAUGUUAGAGCUGUCAUGUCCAUAGCUACUGGUGCUACAGGUAGCUCUUCUGCGGCCCACUAUGUGAAGAACCCUACCAUGGAACAUGCUAUCCAGGAAGCUGAAUUCAAGAAAUCUCUCCAGUGGUUUGAUGGUACUAAUAAUGGUAUCACAAACAAACACAGUUUCUUGGAAUGCUUAGGAAGAUCGCCUAACAUGGUAUUGAUCACGUCAUCAAGAAUAACUGAAGCUUCGUACAUUGAUUAUAUGUCUGUUUUACUAGGGAAGCAGGUGAUUCCUUUUCAAUGGCUGAGCAAGAAGGAACCUGCUUCAGUUGUCUCAGUUUCCUUUGGAAGUGAGUGUUUUCUUUCAAAGGAAGAGGAGGAGGAGAUAGCUCUUGGGCUAGAACUUGGCAAGGUGAGCUUUAUAUGGGUUGUGAGAUUUCAAGGUGGAGAUCAUAACAUUUGUACCCCUGAAGCCUUAUCGGAAUGCUGUUCAAAGAGAUUUGAGGAGGGAGGCUUGAUAUUGCAAAGAUGGGCUCCACAGGCAAAAAUACUUGGGCAUUCAAGCAUAGGGGGGUUUGUGAGUCAUUGGUGGAAUUCAACACUAGAAGGGAUGAUCUAUGGUGUUCCAAUCAUAGCCAUGCCUAUGAAGCAUGAUCAACUUUUUAAUGCCAAGUUGGUGACAGAGCUUGGUGUGGGCAUGAAGGUGCCAAGAGAGAAUGGCAAGCUUAAAAGUGAGGAAAUUGUAAGGAUUAUCAAUGAAGUGAUGGUGCAAGAAGUGGGGAAAGAAUUGAAGGCUAGAGCUACAGACCUCGGUGAAAGAUUGAGAGUGAAAGGAGAAGAAGAGACAAACGUAGCACUGGACCAAAUACUGCAGCUUAAUAAUAGCUUAUGAAAGCAUCAAAGACUCCCUAAAUACAUGCGACAGAUCAGGCCUUUAAUAAGCAGAAUUCAAUCUAUGCAUUUCUUUUUCGUGGUUAUUCUUUCUAAUAAAAGUUGCAAUUUUUAGUUGCUUCAGUAAUCUUGAAGGAACAGAGACUUAUUUGUAAAUUUCAGGAUUAGCCAGAAAUCGUUUGUUGCUUAGAUUGCAGAUAUAUCUUUGUUCUGCUGUUAUUGUUCUAGAAA
This is a messenger RNA of Theobroma cacao (cacao), 1654 nucleotides long. Its product is annotated as flavanone 7-O-glucoside 2''-O-beta-L-rhamnosyltransferase-like. The record is from RefSeq and is a predicted model, not a curated record. Lineage: Eukaryota; Viridiplantae; Streptophyta; Magnoliopsida; Malvales; Malvaceae. Gene Ontology annotation, molecular function: UDP-glycosyltransferase activity.